This is a messenger RNA of Rotaria socialis, 705 nucleotides long. NCBI's taxonomy places the organism in Eukaryota, Metazoa, Rotifera, Eurotatoria, Philodinida, Philodinidae. The record is from the annotation of a GenBank genome assembly.
AUGGCAGCAUCAAAUUUGACGCCAGGACAACAUAUCAUGUUUUCCUACGGUUGGGAUAUUCAACAGGAUGUUCUCGAGAUUUAUCAUCGUCUUCAAGGACAUAAUAUUCCGGUUUGGAUGGAUAUACAAGGUGGUAUGAAAGAUUAUCUGUCGGUCAGCAUGUCUGAAGCCAUCGAAAAUUCUGCUGCUAAAUGCUGUUUUAUUACAUCGAAAUAUCAAAGUUCGCCAUAUUGUAAAAAAGAAUUACUCUAUGCUCAAGAUUGUCAAAAGCAGUUAAUCCCAUGUUUCAUGGAUGCAGAUCCUACAUGGAAACCAACCGAAUGGCUCGGCUAUGCCAUAAUUGACAUUUUGUAUAUUGAUUUUCGAGAUCUACUAACGAAUAAAACGCCGGAAAAUUUCGCAGCAAAAUGUGAACUGUUAACCAACCGCAUCAAAAGAACCGUCAAUCCAAGUGCAUUAGGUGCAGUCAAACAUCCACCACUGUCGUUACCAGAAACGCAACCAUCACCAUUCAAAGAACAAAAUCCUGAAGGAUUUCAAAUGUCUUCAACGUCAACUUCUUCGUCAUCAAUUCCCUCACCGAGAUAUUCCCCAGUGCCGCAUACAUUAUGCAAUGAAAAUGAUACAAUACCAACUAAUGACAGCGAAGAAAAUGUUAGCUCUUCUUUCGAUAGAUAUUUUCCACAUCCUUCGCAUUUUUCGUAA